Molecule: messenger RNA, 1221 nt
Organism: Schizosaccharomyces osmophilus
Lineage: Eukaryota; Fungi; Ascomycota; Schizosaccharomycetes; Schizosaccharomycetales; Schizosaccharomycetaceae
Gene: mst2
Product: histone acetyltransferase Mst2
Exons: 1
Coding region: 1-1221 (406 amino acids)
Biological process (GO): regulation of DNA-templated transcription
Molecular function (GO): histone acetyltransferase activity
Source: RefSeq, a predicted model, not a curated record
AUGCCAGCAGAGGUUGCUGUGUCUCCUACUGAUACAAAAAGUCUGUUAGUCAUUAAAUUUGAUGUCAAAUCUGUAUAUUACGAAAAUUACAAAAAACUUCUGUUGGACUUGGAAUGCGAGAAAACAUUUGUUGGUGUUUUAACUGAAGAAGAAGCAGACACAUCCUUAACGGAUUUGACACCGAAUGAUACCCAAUUAUUUGAUAAAGCAAAGAGUGUUGUUUCCAGGACUAAAGACGUAGCACAUGCUUUUUCUGAUCCUGUUCUUUCAAGCCAACUGCAUGCACCACCACCUCAGCCUACGUCGAUUCGCAAUGUUUACUUUGGUAAUUACAGAGUAAAGCCAUGGUAUACUUCUCCCUAUCCAGAAGAAUAUAGUUGCUCAAGGAACCUUUACUUAUGCGAGUCUUGUCUCAAAUAUAUGAACAGUGAUUACGUUCUUCAACGGCACAGAAUGAAAUGUGCUUGGAGGCAUCCACCUGGUGACGAGAUUUAUAGGGAUCAGAAUAUCUCAGUCUUUGAAGUAGAUGGACAACGACAACCUAUUUACUGUCAAAAUCUGUGUCUACUGGCAAAAAUGUUUCUACAGUCUAAAAUACUUUGUUACGAUGUUGAGCCUUUUCUCUUUUAUAUAAUGACUGAAUACGACGGGGCUUCCUGUAAAAUUUUAGGAUAUUUCAGUAAGGAAAAAAGAUCAGCUUCAAAUUACAAUGUAUCUUGCAUUUUGACUUUACCGAUAUAUCAGCGAAGGGGUUAUGGUGCUUUUCUGAUAGAAUUCAGUUACUUAUUAAGUAAGGCUGAACGAAAAUUUGGGUCUCCUGAGAAGCCAUUAUCUGAUUUGGGUCUACUCUCAUACCGUAGUUAUUGGAGAAAGCGCGUCGCUGAAACUUUGUUGAGUAUGAGAUCUUCGGUAAGCAUUGAGAAUAUAGCUCAAGCAACUUCCAUGGUUUGCGACGAUGUUAUUUCAGCCCUAGAAGCAUUAUCUGUUUUGAAAUAUGAUAUGAAAAAGAAAAUUUACGUUCUUCAUGUUGACAAAAUGAAAUUGUAUCAUGUUUGUAAAAAGUGGGAUGAAAAGCAUCCUCAAAGGGUGAAACCAACUUCCUUACGGUGGACUCCCUAUAUUGGUGAAGCUAAAAUAUCAGACUUACUACUACAGGAGGAUAUCCUACUUCCUUUAAGCAACCAAAAUCAUGUUUAUGAAGGUCUAUGCUCGAAUUACUAA